Prosopis cineraria is the source of this 1107-nucleotide messenger RNA. RefSeq names its product E3 ubiquitin-protein ligase HAKAI homolog. Gene Ontology annotation, biological process: regulation of cell adhesion; protein ubiquitination. Bases 616 to 888 code for a protein of 90 amino acids. Gene Ontology annotation, molecular function: ubiquitin protein ligase activity. NCBI's taxonomy places the organism in Eukaryota, Viridiplantae, Streptophyta, Magnoliopsida, Fabales, Fabaceae. The record is from RefSeq and is a predicted model, not a curated record. The transcript has 3 exons.
CAAAUCCAUCGCUUUCGGUGUUAUGUCAUUUUCAAGUACUCUCGCAAUCGUUGUUUGAGGUGUGUCAAGCGAGGCAGAGAAAUCUCACUCGUCUUCCAAUCUUCUUGGUGCAAGUGAAAGAUUUUUCUUAACGUUUCAUUGGCUUAGAAAACCGGUCUCCUCUUUGAAUCUUCCCGCAUCCCAUUCCCCUGUUUUUUUUUUUUUUUUCUUGGCACUCGCUCGCUGAGAUAUAUAGCACUAUUACUAUGUACUGGAUAUUGCUUUCCUGGUUUUAUUUCCCCUAGCGUGCGUUGUAUUGCUUACCAAAAUACAUCUUAAAAUGAUAAAACAUCUAAACACAUUGUUCGAAUUUCCUAUGAUUACCGAAUUAGCUUAUGCAGAUGCUUUUGUUUAUGAAAUUUGGAUAACUUGACAGUGGAGACUGUGCGUAGGUUGGAUAGUUCUCGUGGAAUAUUUGCUGGAGUCUGGACGAUAUGUUUUCAAGAUGUUGAGUCUCCUAACAAUCGAAAUGGUGUUUGGUUAGAUCAAUGAGAUGGCUAUAUUUGCAGUUUGAAGGAACUUGUCUUUCUGUUUGCCUUUAGAGACGUGGAGAGUUGUGGGAAGUAGUUAUUGAAUAUGCUUCAAAUUCGGCUUAGCAAGCUACCAGCCUCAGAAGGUUCCGCAGGGGUGAGGUCCGCACCUGUUGAGACUGCAAUUGCAUGUCCCGACCAUCUCGUCCUGGCUGACCUGCCUGUAGCAGAGGGUAUUGGUGCAGCCACUGCCACUUCCCUUAUUAAGACUUUAGGAUGGAGGUCCCGCCGUCAGCUUGGCAAGAGAGUUCAUCUCUGUGUUCGUUGUGAUUUCCCCAUAGCUAUAUAUGGACGAUUGCUGAAUCACAGGAAAGACUGAGGUGGUAUGAGAUGUGUUAUGCUUAUAUCCGUAACUACAAAGAAUCUCAUUCUUACUCACACCAAAUUCUCUAGCGUCAACAAUGCAUAAAGUGUACUCCCUCCGGUCCACUUGAUUGAUCACCUUCUAGAAAGGUGAAGUGGUCCACUUUAUAAGUCUUAUAUUGAUAGUGAUAUUUUGUUGUAAAUGAAAUAUUUAAACUGCCCUAAAAAAGUAAGA